AUGAGCAGUCUCAAUUCACUAUAUAGACUCGGAUACAACAGAUGUCGUUAUAUAGGCUGUGCGGACAAAAUGAUACUGGAUAUGCCUGGCAUAGACAAUAUGAGGGAACGGCUAUUGCGAGUCAAGUGUCAGUCGGUUAUCGCAAUAGUGGACCCAUUUGUGAUGUCAUCGAAGGACAACUGGAAGAGACACUUCCGGACGGAAGUGAUAGACAACAAGAACGUGCACUUUUGUCUGAGCAAUGGGUGCGACUUCAAGACCACGAUCCAGAAGGACAUGCAGUUUCACGUGCGAAAGCACCAGAAGAAGUGCUUCCCAUUUGUUUGCAAAGCGUUUAACUGCGAUAAGGCCUUCAAGACACGAGCGGCGCUCGAGGAGCACGAGACCAACCAUAGGUGCGGCUUCGGCAUCGAUGGCAUGGAGGACAUCGGCAUCUGUGGCCUCAAUGCCCUCAAAGUACACUAUCAGAUGAUUGUCGAUAACAACAAGUUUAAGUACUGUUGCAAAUGGGGUGACUGUCAUUACGUGAUCACCCGACUUGACUGCAUCGAAAAGCAUGUCCACCAACACGUCUGCACCUUUAAGACCCCGUAACCCCUCCCCCACCACCGACUUUGACCCCCUGUCACCGCCACUGCUAUUACUUCCCUGACCCCUAUCAUCCUAUUUAUCCCCUCCCUGUCCGUGAUUUUGGUGUACCGAUAGCCCUGCUAUU
This is a messenger RNA of Oppiella nova, 715 nucleotides long. Lineage: Eukaryota; Metazoa; Arthropoda; Arachnida; Sarcoptiformes; Oppiidae. The record is from the annotation of a GenBank genome assembly.